AUGUCAACUACAAGGAAUCAACUUUUGAAGAUAGCAACGACAUUGGUCAAGAAUCAUGGCUUCACUCGCGAGGCAUUGUCUUAUUCCGCACUUUACCUACCUGGUCCGGCUGCCCUCCAACAGCCGCUCUCCGAGCCUGCAAUUUCUGCUCUGUUUGGCACAGGGGAUAGCGCUAGAGUAACCCUCAUCAAUGCUUGGUUAGAUGAAGGUAUCCUCCAGAUGAGCAACGUACCCUCACCGACGUUUCGACAUGUUUUACGCGCGAGGCUGGAGUAUAACAGGGAAGUGCUGGGGCAUCUUCCUGAAGCUUUCGCGCUUCUCUGCUCGCCAGAGCAAGGAUUACCACCUCUUGAUCCACGGCCUGCAAUCGAACACGCCGCCAAGAUUGCAAAUGAAACUUGCAAAAUUACUAAAGACCAGUCAAUACAACUCGACUGGUAUGCGAGAAGGGCAUCAUUAGCUACGAUCUACAUAGCCGCUGAACUGCAUCAAUUAAAAUCUCCCCAAACUGCGAACAUGUUUUUGGACGACCUACUCGACAAUUCAGACAGAUUUGGAUCAGUGUUUCGUGAAGCUCAGGUGUUCUCUUCAUACGUGUUCAAAAGCUGGGAUGGUAUCUUGAGGAGCAAAGGGUUUUGGUAG
This is a messenger RNA of Marasmius oreades (fairy-ring Marasmius), 642 nucleotides long. RefSeq lists its product as uncharacterized. The record is from RefSeq and is a predicted model, not a curated record. Gene Ontology annotation, molecular function: lipid binding. The transcript has 5 exons. Bases 1 to 642 code for a protein of 213 amino acids. Gene Ontology annotation, biological process: ubiquinone biosynthetic process. Lineage: Eukaryota; Fungi; Basidiomycota; Agaricomycetes; Agaricales; Marasmiaceae. Gene Ontology annotation, cellular component: mitochondrial inner membrane.